Molecule: messenger RNA, 855 nt
Organism: Polyodon spathula (Mississippi paddlefish)
Lineage: Eukaryota; Metazoa; Chordata; Actinopteri; Acipenseriformes; Polyodontidae
Product: melanocortin receptor 5-like
Exons: 1
Coding region: 1-855 (284 amino acids)
Biological process (GO): G protein-coupled receptor signaling pathway
Cellular component (GO): membrane
Molecular function (GO): G protein-coupled receptor activity
Source: RefSeq, a predicted model, not a curated record
AUGGCGCUUUCGCUGGUGGUUCCUCUAGAUGGUUUCGGUAACGUGCUGCUUUUCCUCUUUAAUAUUUUCCUGGCUACUGGAAUGGUAUUUUUAAACACUUCGGUAUUCAUAUCUAUUGCGAUGAGCAAGUCAAUAAGAAACGAGAAUCGUUUUCUGUACAUGCUAAGUACUUGUACAAGCGACAUCUGUUCAGGAUUUACUUACUAUUACGCUGGCGUUCUUGAUAUCCAAGACAACUAUUCAUCUCCUAAUAGAACGUAUUACAUAGGGCCUACGUUUCUUGGACUGUCCUACAUGGCUACUCUGGCCGCUCAAGCAGAUAGAUACCACGCAGUCAUUUCACCUUUUAAAUACUCGCAAAGAAUGACUCGAAACCGGACUGCUGUUGUUAUCUUGCUGUUCUGGGUGUAUGCUUUCUUCAUCGUCGGUGUGAAUAACCUGGUUCCGAUCGGAACUGCUAGUAAAAUCACCGGUAUAGGUACCUUUGUGGCUAACUUGUUCACAGUUAUAAUCAUGAUAUGUCUCAACAUAAAACUGUUCGUUAUAGCCAAGUUUCACCUUGAAAGGGAACCCCCUUCGGCCGAGAGAGAAAGCAAGCGAGCUUCCAUAUAUCUCAUUGUUGUGGUGGCUGUUUUUUUCCUUAUUGCAUGGCUACCUAUAUUCAUCCACAUAAUCAUAUGCAACAUUUCUGGAACCAGAUGUUACGCUUUUAAGAACGAAGGGACUGAUCCCCUUCGAACUCUGCCGCGAGUGAACGCUCUGAUCACUCCGGUCCUGUACAUUAGAGGCUGUGCUUCGUUAAGAGCGACGCUGUUCAGCAAGGUGUGGAAACCGUGCUGUAAAUAUCGGAGGUAA